Molecule: messenger RNA, 2917 nt
Organism: Penaeus chinensis
Lineage: Eukaryota; Metazoa; Arthropoda; Malacostraca; Decapoda; Penaeidae
Product: glucose dehydrogenase [FAD, quinone]-like
Exons: 13
Coding region: 143-1957 (604 amino acids)
Molecular function (GO): flavin adenine dinucleotide binding; oxidoreductase activity, acting on CH-OH group of donors
Source: RefSeq, a predicted model, not a curated record
AGAAGUGAACUAAAGGGAACGAAAGAAGUGAAGGAAGUCAAGCGAAGGAAAAUAGGAAAAGCAAGUGAAAGAAGUGAAAGAAGCCAGAAGCCACAGAAGCGAAAGGAAGUGAAAGAGAAGAAGGAACUCGAGACCAGCCGCCAUGACCUUCUCGUAUCGGAUGAGAUGGAUGCUGCCCGUGGCUCUCCUCCGGCUGCUGCUCGUGUCCGUGAUCAAAAACGCGGGCAACCACACGUACGAUUCCUCGCACAGACUGGAGACUUACUACGAUUUCAUUGUGGUGGGCGCGGGGUCCGCAGGCGCCACUCUAGCCGCCAGGUUGUCUGAGGUCACGGGCUGGCGGAUCCUUCUGCUGGAGGCGGGCGGAGAACCUCCUCCGGAGAGCCACGUGCCGGCGCUGUACCCGGCGCUGCUGCAGGGCGAAGCUGACUGGAAUUUCGUCACCACCAGCCAGCGACACAGCCUCACGGGAUUCACGGACAGGCGGACGCCAUACGGACGCGGCAAAGUGGUGGGCGGCAGUUCGACCAUCAACUUCAUGAUGUACUUGCGAGGAAACCGACGUGACUUCGACAACUGGGAAGCGAUGGGGAAUCCCGGAUGGAGGUACAAGGACGUCCUGCCUUACUUCAUCAAGUCGGAGGAUUACCGAGGGACGAGGCACGGGGCGACAGCUGCUUACCACGGCUUCGGUGGUCCUCUGACCGUGGAUGACAAAUUGUGGUACACCCCCCUCCUCAACGGAUUCCUGAAGGCGGGGCAGCAGUUGGGCUACAAUGUCAUCGACGCCAACGGACCAGAGAUGAUAGGCUUCAGCGUCCCUGACAUGACCAUAAGAGACGGCUGGCGAUGGUCUACAGCCGAAGCCUUCCUCAAGCCUGCAGCUGACAGAGAAAAUCUUCAUGUGGUUUUAAAUGCCCACGUUACACAGUUAUUAUUUGACAACCGUAAGCGGGCGAUUGGCGUGCGCUUCGAGCAUGAAGGAAAGCACAAGACGGCUUUGGCAAAACGGGAGGUCAUCGUGAGCGGAGGAACAAUUUCGUCUCCGCAAAUCCUUAUGGUCUCGGGGAUCGGUCCGGCCAGGCACUUGCAGGAGCACAAUAUCCCCGUCGUGGCUGACCUGCCAGGCGUCGGCCAGAACUUCCAAGACCACGCCUCUCUGUACGGCCUCACGUGGACCACCACCAAGGGCACGUCGCUCAGCCUCCUGACGCUCGCCAACCCGUUCUCGCUGAAGGAGUACAUUCUUAGGAGACGAGGCCCUCUCUCGGCGCCCUACGCUAUCGAGGCUCACGCUUGGAUCCCGGCGGAGGAGGGCGACCCUCUCUGGCCCGAGGUGCAGUUCCUCUUCAUCGCCGGGACUUCGACGCUUGACAAAGGCAUCGCCAUUCCGGACCUCAUUGGCUAUGAUAGAAAGCUCUACUACCAAUACUUCACCCCCAUCAUGGGCCAAGAAGGCUUCAGCAUCUCUCCCAUGCUGACAAGGGCCAAGUCACGAGGCUCCGUCACCCUGCAGUCAAACAACCCUAAGGACCCGCCAGUCAUUGACCCUAACUACCUGAGCCACCCUGCUGACGUCAAGAAUAUCAUCAGAGGCAUCAAGUUUGCCCACGAAGUAGCGAGAACACCGGCCAUGCAAGAGUACGGGACGCGAUUCCACGAUAAGCCUCUCCCCGGUUGCGAGCACGAGGUCUUCGCGACUGACGCUUACUGGGAGUGCUUUGCCCGUGCUUUCACCGGGCAGACGUACCAUCCAGCGGGCACGUGCAAGAUGGGGCCUGUGGGUGACCCCUUCAGCGUCGUGGAUCAUAGGCUCAGAGUUCGCGGUGUCUCUGGGCUCCGAGUGGUGGACGCCUCGAUCAUGCCUCUGAUCGUCUCGACCAACACGAACGCCGCUACCAUCAUGAUUGGCGAGCGCGCCGCAGAUUUCAUCAAGCAGGAAUGGGGUGUCAUCUAGUACCACACGUUUCGUCAUCUGAGUCUGUUACCGGAUGAUCCUACCGUGUCAUAUGAUCCUCUAAGGUGCUAUCUGAUUAUAGACGGCAUUAGGUUAUUUACAAUAAUAUUAACAUAGCAUGAUGGGAACUUUAGAGACGCUGUAGCAAAGGCAAAUUUUGGAUAAAUUAAGCUUUGGAAGAACUGAAGAAACAGUCUUUCCGAGUAGCGUUAAUAAGCUGGAAGUCCCUCUCGAUGUGUACACGAAGAUAAAUCCGGAAAGGUGUCGAGUUACCCAAAAUAAGGAUUAUCAAUGAGACAUGAAAACUUUCGAUUGAUAAUGCAACAAACUUAGAUCUAUUCAGUAAGAAAAAAAACAACAGUGGAGCUUCGAAACCUUACGAAAUACCACAGAUAUACCUCAUCUGCGCAUGCAAAGGAGACUUCCUAAUCCACACAUAUCACAUAUCACAGUCCAUGCCUCAUACCACAUAAGUGUCAUCGUCCACAAGGAUAGACAUAACUUAUCUAUCAACAACCAGUAAUCACGGGUAAACAACGCCACAGAGAAGUGGACAAGAAUACAGAGGAGGGCAUCUGUGCUGUGAAUAGCUGGUGAAAGUGACGGAAAGAGAGAGAAAAAAAAUGGACAAUAAGUGACGAAUUGAAAAACUCUAAACCGGUGGAACGGAUUUUUGAUUAUACAGAAACUGAAAAAAGUGAUGAGUUUAAGAUUAUGAAAGAAAGACAAUUUUAAGAUAAGAUACUUGUGUACUUCCUCUCCAAGAGAGAAGCGAAUAAAUUAACUGUAGUGUGAUAUUACUAAAAUUAGAUUUUUAAUGCUAAGAAAUAUGAUUACAUUGUCUUAAAUAAUCACGAUGUAUGUAUAUGUAUGUAUGUACGUAUUACCAUUGUCUUUAUCAUUAGUAUUAUAUUGUGUGUACUUUUAAGGCUUAAAUAAAUUAUAUUAUAUUAUUUACAA